UUAAUCUGUCUGUUGUCUUGGUCCCAAGAAGGUGACCAUUUUCUACUGUGGACGUUUCUUUGGUUUUCGGUUUUCCCCAGGGGACAGCUGUGCUUUUGGAUAAGUUAUAGGCUACCCGAGAGUGGCGAUUUGGUCAUCACUGGGCUGCUACAGGAGGAAUGGGAAGCCAACAGCCAGGCUCUCUGGGACACACAGAUUCCAGAGCGGGGUCCAUCAGCGCUGGGAUCUCUCCUGACCCUCCCUCUCAUUGCAGCACCAUGAAGCUUCUCACAGGCCUCCUGGUCUGCUCUCUGGUCCUCGGAGUCAGCAGUGACGGCUGGCUUACCUUCAUCCCCGAGGCUGCUCAAGGAACUUGGGACAUGUUGAGAGCUUACAGGGACAUGAGAGAAGCCAAUUACAUUGGUGCAGACAAAUACUUCCACGCUCGAGGGAACUAUGAUGCCACACAAAGAGGGCCUGGUGGGGCCUGGGCUGCAAAAGUGAUCAGGUAACACAGAUUCCAGG
Molecule: messenger RNA, 504 nt
Organism: Echinops telfairi (small Madagascar hedgehog)
Lineage: Eukaryota; Metazoa; Chordata; Mammalia; Afrosoricida; Tenrecidae
Product: serum amyloid A-1 protein-like
Exons: 2
Coding region: 159-491 (110 amino acids)
Cellular component (GO): extracellular region
Source: RefSeq, a predicted model, not a curated record